UUUAUUCUUUCGUUAUUAUUCGUUUCUCAGAGUUCGUCCAGAGAGGUUCGCCCCGAUCGAUAGCACUGUUACCCAUAACCCAGCGCGCAGUGCGCUAAACACAAAAUAUUAAAACAAACGCAGUUACUACAACGCCUUAAAGUUGUACAAACAAAUAAUAAUAUACCACAAAUAGUGCAGCCAGAGAAGUGCUCGCUCAGAAGAGACACUACGUCACUCGUAACCAUAGUUUUGUGAGUGCAGUGAUACUGUCUGUGCAAACGAUUAAAGAACCGAAAUCAAGUGCAAAGAAAACAAAUACUUUUGUUUAUAAUUAUUUCAUAAACAAUUGCUGUGUGAAAUUUCACUUUUAAAUUCGGAAAACGCAAAAGAGGCUGCCCACACACAAAACACACACAAACGCAGUCUCGCUCUCCCACUGACACGCACACAAGCACACUCGCGUGGAGGCCGUGAUUCCGUCGUUGGAGACUCUCACUCUCGCGCUCUCCCACUCUUUGGGGCAGCGAGAAAACAAACUUUUGGCGCCAAAACUUUGACAGUUCGCUUUGGCGUGCGAUUCGCAAACAAGUGGCCAAAAAGCGCAGGCGAGAAAACUGCGUCUCAAAACAGAGAGUGCAAAACGAAUACAGUCACCAUGGUCAGUGCACGCGUUUUGAACCCAGUGAUGCUGAGCGAGUUCUGCAAGAUGAGCAGCAGUCCGGCGGUGAGCCGUAACCUUCCAUGCGGCCGGCAGUUGAAUCGCAUUAAACGCGACCUCUUCGGCAGCUCCAAGUCCACGGAGGGCCAAACCAACAAAACGCCCUUCAAUGCCGAACUGGAGCGCCACCAAGAGUUGGCCACACAAAAGUGGGGCUUUGAUUUCCGCGCCGGCUGCCCUUUGACCGAGAAAUCCUCCUUCAUUUGGGAGCGCGUCAGCUUCCAGGAGUCCAGCUUUGCGCCGGAGAUGUAUACACUCACACGUGCCGCCCACGUCCGUCCCGAGAGCAACCCCAGCGACAUGGACGUGCGGAUGAACGAGCGUUCCGAGCGGGAGAACUUUGGCACCCAUCUGGCCAACUCCUCGCUGGAGUCCAAUACGGACAACGAUUCCUGCUACGACUCACAGGAUGAGUCGCUCGUGUCGCGAUUCACCUCCAGCCUAAGCAGUAGUGUGGCCAGCAGCAGCACGUCCUCGAUAGUCCUGCGCAAGCGGCAGCCAAAAAUCACAGAAUUCAUGAAGGAGCGUAAGCGUCUGGCCCAGGCUCCUAAGAAAUUGUCGUCGCCCGCAAAACGCCUGCGCACCAGCUCACCCACCACGUCGGGCUCCAGUUCGAGCGGCAGCGCAGGAUUCGGCCUGGGAGCGCAUUUCGGGGCGAUGCUAAAGCGUCCGCGUCACAAUUGAAAAGCGGCGUGUCAAACGAAUUGCAAUUUGUAAUUUUAUUUGAUUUUUUAUAAGCCACUGCGAUCGUGUAGUAUUUCCUAAUUUUUUUAAUUACGAACCUUUUUUUAUAAUGCAGUGCAAGGGCGACAGUUGCGAAUAUUAAUCGUUAGUCUUCAACUACUCGUAAACCAGUAAUUAGUUGUAAGCCAGCAGCACCACCAGUAAGCUCGAGCUAAAUGAAACUUUUUAGAUUUCUCUAGUGAGAAAUGCCAUAAACUAAGUGAUUAGUUCUUAACAACAACAACAACAAACAAACAACAACACUAACAACCACAACCAACUAUUGAACUAGAAAAGAGGGAGAGACCGCAAGCAAAAUGGAAUUAGUCUUAACUAUCUUGAAGCCAACCGAAAUGUAACCUUUAUAACGAUGAAAUACUUUACUCUAACUUUACAUAACUUUGUUAAAUCCCAGCGAAAUUUCACGCAGUAACUUUUGCUUGUGAAUUUUGUUGCCUGGAUAGAACAACAAAACUCAUCCCUGCUCUGCUUUGGGACUUUAACCAGAGCUCAGAGUAGAGUAGAAUUGAAUUUUGUCUUGCAUUUUGGACGGGCGCUAAAGCGAGGCUCCAAUGACAGCUGUGUAUUUUUGCAGCUCAUUGCCGCCUUGCUUUUGCCACCUGAAACUAACAUACAUUGUCCUUAAUUUCGACCAGUGGAUGAAACCGAAUUAUUUUGAAUUGGUUUUGUGUCAAUUUCUGCACUUUUGAACGUCAUUUAUAUAUAUAUAUAUAUUUAUUUAUGUAUGCCGCCAAAUGAACACGAAUUGUCGCGCUCUCAUUUCCUAACAAAAUGGGGUAAAAAUGUCUUUUAUGAUUUGCUACGAUCGAUCUCUGGGCAAAUUAUGAAAACAAUUUUGCCUAAAAACUAUUAUGUACAAAUACUAGAUUACUAUAUAUAAUUAUACACAUAGGCAGAGCCUAUAUAUCCCUUUAUAACACUUAUACAAAGCAUCUAAUUUGUAAGGCCUAACUAAGAACAAAAU
Molecule: messenger RNA, 2408 nt
Organism: Drosophila serrata
Lineage: Eukaryota; Metazoa; Arthropoda; Insecta; Diptera; Drosophilidae
Gene: dap
Product: cyclin-dependent kinase inhibitor dacapo
Biological process (GO): regulation of cell cycle
Cellular component (GO): nucleus
Molecular function (GO): cyclin-dependent protein serine/threonine kinase inhibitor activity
Source: RefSeq, a predicted model, not a curated record